AUGUCGUCCUUCAGACUAAAUACUGUCAUUCUGCCCCUCUGCCGUCACGCGGGGCACAGCGGGCCUCCUCGCAAUCCUCGGAGUUAUCUAUAUGAAGUUUACGAUGGCGAUAGUGUAGCCGGUGUGCGCUGGUGGAUGGGGGAGAGGGUGCAUGGGAGGAUCAUCGGCUACUCUCACUGGACGAGACGUGACCGCCGCGGUGGGCAGGAAGGUGGUUUAGCUGUGUGUCAUCGUGAGGGCCUCCACAUCGACGCCCUGACAGUCAACACACCUGAAGUGAUGGAGUUGAUGUUUUUCCGCACCAUACUUGCUGACAGGGGCGCCCUGCUGCUGUGCGUCAUGUACCGACCUCAGUGGCAGGGAAGCGAGCCGCUAAACUACCUCACUGACAACCUGGACAACAUCAUGGCGGCUCACAACUGUCAGAAUGUCGUGAUCGUGGGUGACCUCAACCACAAUAUUGUGCUGAGGGCAUUUACUGAGCUGACAGUAGUGCAGGGACUUCACAACCAUGUUGACUUCCCCACACACCAGCGUGGAGGAUCCCUGGACCCUGUGCUGACGGACCUGGCAGGUGACAGCGUACAGAGCCGCCCACUGGACUUCGUGGGUACCUCUGACCACCUCGCCGUCCUCUCCACCAUUAACCUCGCCCCAGCACGCGAGGAGGACCACCACAGGACCAUCUGGCUGUGGGACCGCGCCGACUGGGGAGCAGUGAGACGAGCCCUGAGGGAGACUUCCUGGGACGCAGUGCUCACUGGCGAGCCUCACCAUGACGUCACCACUCUCACCACCAUCCUCCAGGACUUACAGCAGCAACACGUGCCACACAGGACCUACCGAACGACCCCAAAGGACCAGCCCUGGUUUGGGUAUCGUUGUCGCGUUGCUGCGGAACGAAAGUACUGCGCGUGGCAGCAAUAUAAGAGGCGGCCCACCCAGCGGAACAAGGCGAUACACCGAGCUGCGUGCCAAGAUAUGACGCAAGUCGCGAAAUGGGCCAAGGCAAGAUGGGAAGAAAAUAACAGGAGAAUGUUGUCUUCCAACCAGCUGGAUCCAAAGCGGUGGUGGAGUCUGGUGAAGGAGAAGCAGGGCGUCACCUCCCACGAACGUGUCCCGGCCCUCACUAAGCCUUGUGGGAACCUGGCUGUCACCAACCAGGAGAAAGCUGACUUGCUUGCACAAGUGUUCAGCGAUAAAAUGAAGACGCCAGAACCAGACAGGCAGCCACCACCUCUCCCACGCCUUGUUCCUUCAAGCAUUGAAAGCGUGGUAAUCACGGAGGCUGCUGUUAGGAGGCACCUGAAGGGUGUCAACGUCAGGAAGGCUGCAGGUCCUGAUAGUAUAAGUCCUCACCUCCUCAAACAAUGUGCUGAUGAGCUCACCACGCCCCUCGUGUGUAUCUUCCGCCAGUGCCUUGUGUCCAGGACGUGGCCGUCUCAGUGGAAAGAGGCGAGAGUUACACCCGUUCAUAAGAAGAAGGAGAAGUCGAAGCCGAAUAACUACCGCCCCAUCUCCCUGCUCUCGGUGGUCAGCAAGAUCUUCGAGAGGAUCAUUGGAGAGCAGGUGACGAGGUUCCUGGACGAGCACCACCUUCACUCACCCAGGCAGUUCGGCUUCAGGAAAGGACGCUCCACCUCAGAUCUACUCCUUCUUCUCUCCAAAUCCUGGCACGACGCCCUGGAUGCUGGCCCCUCGCUGGUGAUUGCCCUGGACAUCGCCGGCGCCUUUGACACUGUGUGGCAUCGGGGAUUAGUGGCCAAGCUGGAGCAGCUGGGCAUCACCGGGGACCUGCUGCACCUGCUCUCCAACUACCUGACGGGCAGGAGUCUCCGCGUUGUUGUGAACGGCCACACCUCAGCCAGCUUUCCUGUAGAGGCCUCUGUUCCACAAGGGUCAGUCCUGGGGCCCAUAUUGUGGAACAUUUACUUCAAUGACCUCCUACAUAUUGUCCCCUCAGCCAGUGCGUACGCAGACGACUGCACCAUCUCCUUGACUUACGAGAGGGGGGAGGAGCAGGCAGCAGUACAGACUGCCAACGCACUACUCUCCGACAUCAUGGCCUGGGGCGACCGGUGGCAAGUCAAGUUUGCCCCCGAAAAGACUCAGGCCAUGGUGAUAUCCCGCUCUCAUGAGGACGCGCGUCGGUUGCGUGGAAGGCUGAGGAUGGGCGACAACAGCAUCCUCUACAGGACACGACAACAACAACAGCAGCAGCAACAGCAGAGACAGGAGGACAGGCAGGUGCUGAGGGACACACUGGAUCACCGCCGGAAAGUGGCGGCGCUGACAGUGCUGCAUAAAGCGCAGAUCCAGAAUGUUCCUCACCUAGCGGACCUGAGAGCUACCUGGAGGAGAUCUGAGCGAAAUACGAGAACGGUUUUGAGCAACGACCUCCUCCUUGAGGCACCAAGGUCUCGCUCCAGCACCCACAAACGGGCCUUCUCUUCCGCCACUGUAGUGUGGUGGAAUGCUUUCACUGCUGUGGUGGACGUGCGACGUCUGUCCACACAGCAGAUGAAGGAGACCACACACAGAUGGUUACACACCCAGCCUCAUUAUAAUGUACAGUACAUGCUAUAA
Messenger RNA from Portunus trituberculatus (swimming crab), 2586 nucleotides. RefSeq lists its product as uncharacterized. The record is from RefSeq and is a predicted model, not a curated record. NCBI's taxonomy places the organism in Eukaryota, Metazoa, Arthropoda, Malacostraca, Decapoda, Portunidae.